This is a messenger RNA of Blepharisma stoltei, 1764 nucleotides long. The record is from the annotation of a GenBank genome assembly. NCBI's taxonomy places the organism in Eukaryota, Ciliophora, Heterotrichea, Heterotrichida, Blepharismidae.
AUGUCAAAUCACUAUGUAGAUUGGCGCUACCGUUAUGAGAAACUCUACCAAGAAUUCCUUCAACUGCAGAAAGAGCAUGCAAAGUUAAAGAAGCUUUAUGAACAAUCUGUUGAAGGGAGUGUCCAAGAUAUAAAUCUUAUUAAUAGACUAAGCGCUGAAAAUGAAGAGUUAAAGAUAAAACUUUCCCAAUAUCAGUCUCCAGCUCCAACUGUUGAAACUCUGGAACGAUCUCCCAAGAAAACUUUGCAAUGCUCAGUUAGCUCUGAUUCAUAUAUUCUUUUUACCCCAAGGCGUUCCCAUCUAAAUGCUCCUAGCAAUUUUGAUUUUGAUGCUAUCCAUCAGAAGCCCUGCCAAUCUACAGGAAAAACUCUUCAACCAUUUCCUGAUAAUAGCGUAUCUUCUUUUUUUAUGCGCAAUCCCAAAAUGUUUAUAUCUUUCCUGAUUUUGGGAGUGCCAAGAGAAAAAUUAGGAAGAGUUGAUCGAUAUAAACCUGAAAUUCUCUAUGAGUUUCCUAAAGAAAAUUAUAAUAUAUCUGAUGAAGUCAAACGUAUGAUACUAAACUGCUGCUUUUAUUCAGAAGAAGAACCACAGCCUGUUAAUCUUACAGGCUCUGGGUCUGAUAUGAACUCAUUAUUAUAUGGACAAGUUUUCCAGAAGCGAGGAAAGCACUGUUUUACUUUCACUUUAAGAUCAGACCAGCCAAGAGAACCCUUGACAGAUUUGCCAAAUUCUAAUAAAGAGCUUUAUUAUGUUUUUUGUAUGAAAAUCGAUGAUGUGACACCACAAGAGGAUGGGCAGGAUGAAUGAAAAAAUACCAAAAUAUAUUGUUUUAUUACCUAUAUCCCCUUAUUUGAGCUUCACUAUGAAGUUUUAUCUAAUAUGCUUCUACUAAAACGAUUAUUUAGAAUAGAGCAAUUAGUAAAUAAUGAAAAAACUUUGCAUUUAAUAGGAGAAGAAGUUAUUACUCCAGGGGAAAUCAAAGUAUUAGAAAAUUAUUCAGAAAUUGAGAAUAUUGGACCGAUGCUGAAUAUUGAAAUUGAUAUGGACAGGCUAGAUCCUCUACGAUAUAAAUGUCCAGACGAUCUCAGUGUUAUUGAUGUCCCUUGACUUUGUGCUCCUUUAUUUUCGAAGCUUAGCUUUAAUGAUUUCUUCUGGGUGCUGUCUGCGAUAGCUCAAGAAAAAUCAAUUAUUUUUGUUUCAGGAAAUUUAGGACUUUUAACAUCAUGCGUUUUAGCUUUGCAAGUAUUGCUAAGACCAUUCAGGUGACCCAAUUUAAUGAUCCCAAUUCUCCCUAAUUGUUUAAUCGACGUAUUAGACGCCCCAGUCCCACUUUUAGCUGGCCUCCCAAAACCCCCUAAAACCCGUGGAGAUUUAAUUUGGAUUUAUCUUGACGAAACAAACCUAUCUUCACGCAUAAAAGGAAGAACAUCCAUUAUCCAAGAAGUAAAAGUUCCUGAAGCUACCCAGCUGAAAUUAAGAAUAAAAAACACUUAUUUAUCUCUAAAUUCCAAAGAAAUUUGUUUUACGCCUACCCUUGAACAAAAACUUGCAUGCAUUGAAAUCGCUGAGUCUAUCAAAGAUUACUGGCUCCAAAUUAUAGACAUCACCAAGAUGUUCAAUCUUAAAGAUAUGAAAAAGCUCGUUUGGCAAAUCCACAAAAGAUUCCCUGAAGGCGACCAUGAUUUUCUUACAAAAAUGCUGCAGACUCAAUUGUUCAAUAAUUUAGACGAUGAGAUUUUGCAUGUUUCGACCUGUAAUGACUAG